This is a messenger RNA of Peromyscus eremicus (cactus mouse), 5337 nucleotides long. It is a transcript of the gene Col24a1, whose product is annotated as collagen type XXIV alpha 1 chain. Gene Ontology annotation, molecular function: extracellular matrix structural constituent. The coding region runs from base 1 to 5199 and encodes 1732 amino acids. The record is from RefSeq and is a predicted model, not a curated record. The transcript has 62 exons. Lineage: Eukaryota; Metazoa; Chordata; Mammalia; Rodentia; Cricetidae.
AUGCAUUUUGGAGCCUACAGGACAAGGCAUGGAAAGGUCUCCCCCGCCACAAAAACGAAACUGCUUCUUCGUUUUAUUGUACUAUGUGUGGCGUGGAUUACUGUUCAUGCGCAGGGACAAGGCAUAGAUAUUCUUCAUCGACUAGGCCUUGGAGGCAAAGAUGUAAGAUAUGCAUCAUCAGUGACUGCUGUGCCGUCGUCAUCCACACCAUUACCUCAGAGGGUCCGCUUAACAGAAUUUGGUGUCAUUUUAAAAAACAAUGCCUAUAUUGAGUCACCUCUUGUAAACAUUUUACCAGUUAGCUUAAGACAGCCACUGACAAUAUUGAUUGGGUUGCAAUCACGUAAAGUGAACAAUGCGUUUCUCUUCAGCAUUCGCAAUAACAACAGGCUGCAGUUAGGGGUCCAGUUACUACCUAAGAAACUAAUAGUGCAUGUUGGCGGAAAGCAAUCCGUCGUUUUCAACUACAGUGUCCAUGAUGAGCGAUGGCACUCAUUCGCCAUCACUGUCAGAGAUCAAGUUGUCUCCAUGUUUGUUGAAUGUGGAAAGAGAUAUUUUAGUGGAGAGACUACUUCAGCAGCUCAGACCUUUGACUCUCUUAGUGUGUUCACCUUGGGAAGUAUGAAUAAUAAUUCUGUCCACUUUGAAGGAACAGUGUGUCAGUUGGAUAUUAUUCCUUCCACAGCAGCAUCUGCUGACUAUUGCAGAUACAUGAAAGAGCAGUGCCCCCGAGCAGACACAGCCCAAGCUGAAACCAGCCUUCCUCACACAGCAGUAAUGCCAACCAGACACCCUGAGCACACUACCUUGCCCAAAGGAUUUGGUGAAGCAGAAUCACCACAGAAGACAUUCACAGAACACACUCCCUGGCCCAAAGGAUUUGGUGAAAUGGAAUUGCCACAGAAGACAUUCUCUGAUGGCAAAAACAUUCUAAAUAUCAGAAAUAACGAUUCUUCCACAGUACAUAAAAGCCAAGAGCACCAGAUAUCAAGGUCCCAGUUAACGUCUUUCCUUUCAGAAAAUGUAUCGGCUGUGACUAUCCCAAACUAUGGAAUUCAAGCUAAAAAUGUCAUCAUCAAGGAAGAGAAAAACUUAAACCUGUCAGUGUCUCAUCAUCACCGUAGUGAGGCAAGAAUAAAUACAGAGGAGAAAUUUAGCCCUCUCUUAGCUGGACCAGACAACAUCACUCAACAUUAUGAGGAAGCAGCUGGCCUGGCCCUGCUUAAGCAGAAAUCAGCUAGCAUUGUACACACAAAUCAAGAGGCCAUGACUCAUGUCGAGAAGGCUAUCCUAACAAACCUACACACCAAUGAACUCACGGAAAUGGAACAGAUUGUAAACACCACCCUGUAUAGAGUGACACAUGGGCCCUCUCUGGAUAACCAUCUUGAACUAAGGAAGGAAGGUGAAUUUUACCCUGAUGCUACUUACAUCCCUGAAAACAACUAUGAAGCCCAGCCUUAUGAUUACUAUUAUUAUGAGGAUUACAAUGCAAUGCUUGACAUGGAGUAUCUGAGAGGGCCUAAAGGGGACACUGGACCUCCUGGUCCCCCCGGUCCCAUGGGUAUCCCAGGUCCAUCAGGCAAGAGAGGCCCACGGGGCAUUCCGGGACCACAUGGAAAUCCUGGGUUACCUGGAUUGCCAGGUCCAAAGGGCCCCAAAGGAGAUCCCGGGUUGUCACCAGGCCAAGCUGCUCCUGGAGAAAAGGGUGACCAUGGUGUUUUGGGAUUAGUGGGCCCCCCUGGUUUACAAGGUGAAAAGGGUCUCAAAGGACAUCCAGGGCUCCCCGGACUCCGUGGGGAACAAGGAAUUCCAGGACUCGCUGGUAAUGUUGGCUCACCUGGCUACCCUGGCAGGCAGGGUUUAGCUGGACCAGAAGGUAACCCAGGUCCUAAAGGUGUCCGAGGUUUCAUUGGCUCUCCUGGAGAGGCAGGACAGUUGGGACCUGAAGGCGAAAGGGGCACUCCUGGGAUCCGUGGGAAGAAGGGUCUGAAGGGAAGACAGGGCUUUCCAGGUGACUUUGGAGACAGAGGCCCUGCCGGUCUGGAUGGUAGUCCUGGGCUUGUAGGUGGCAUUGGGCCUCCUGGAUUUCCUGGUAUUACAGGAAGUGUUGGUCUUGCAGGACCGACUGGACCCCCGGGAGCUCCUGGCUCAAUGGGCCUCUCAGGAAAUAGAGGAGCACCUGGAAUCAAAGGUGAUAAGGGUGAACAAGGCAUGGCAGGAGAGCCAGGAGAACCCGGGUAUCCUGGAGACAAGGGCACCAUUGGGUCACCAGGACCACCAGGGAUAAGAGGAAAGUCAGGACCUUCAGGACAACCAGGUGACCCAGGACCCCAGGGACCAUCUGGCCCUCCAGGACCAGAGGGUUUUCCAGGAGAUAUUGGGAUUCCUGGACAAAAUGGACCUGAAGGACCAAAGGGACAUCUUGGAAGUAGAGGGCCUCCCGGGCCUCCAGGACUCAAAGGAACUCAGGGAGAAGAAGGACCAGCUGGACCCUUUGGAGAACUAGGACCAAGGGGAAAACCAGGUCGAAAAGGGUAUAUGGGGGAACCAGGGCCAGAAGGCUUAAAGGGAGAAGUAGGAGACCAAGGAGAUAUUGGGAAAAUUGGUGAAACAGGACCUGUUGGCUUACCUGGAGAAGUAGGGACAGCUGGAAGCAUUGGUGAAAAGGGAGAGCGUGGAAGUCCAGGCCCACUUGGUCCCCAGGGGGAAAAGGGUGUCAUGGGCUACCCAGGUCCUCCUGGGGCUCCAGGACCCAUAGGCCCACUGGGAUUACCUGGUCUUGCUGGGGCAAGAGGAGCACCUGGGAGUCUGGGUCUUAAAGGACAAAGAGGACCCAGAGGACCAGAUGGCCUCCCAGGGGAUCAAGGUGGACACGGUGCCAAGGGUGAAAAGGGAAACCAAGGAAAAAGAGGGCUUCAUGGUCUUACUGGUAAGACUGGAAGCCCAGGGGAGAGGGGAGUUCAAGGAAAACCAGGCUUACAAGGACUGCCUGGCAGCCCAGGAGACAGGGGGCCUGCUGGAAAACCAGGACCACAAGGACUACCUGGUAAUGCUGGACUUCCUGGAGAGAUGGGUGUGGAGGGACUUCCAGGCACUGAGGGAGAAUCUGGCCUGCAAGGUGAACCAGGUGCUAAGGGAGAUGUUGGACCUACUGGCAGCCCUGGAGCAGCUGGGGAGUCUGGGUCACGUGGUGAACCAGGAGCUCCCGGAGAAGAAGGUCUCCAAGGAAAAGAUGGAUUGAAGGGGGCUCCAGGAGGAAGCGGACUUCCUGGAGAGGAUGGAGACAAAGGAGAGAUGGGCUUACCAGGAACAACAGGGCCCUGGGGUAGAGCAGGUCAAACGGGUCUUCCAGGACCAGAUGGAAUUGUGGGAACCCCAGGACAAAGAGGCCGGCCAGGGAAAAAGGGCGAUAAAGGACAAAUAGGACCCAUGGGAGAAGCUGGAAGCCGAGGCUCCCCUGGAAAGGCUGGGGAAAGUGGCCCUAAGGGCACCCGAGGAACAAGAGGUGCUGUGGGUCCAUUAGGAUUGAUGGGACCUGAUGGAGAACCAGGAAUACCAGGAUACAGAGGCCAUCAAGGUCAACCAGGACCCUCUGGAUUGCCAGGACCUAGAGGAGAAAAGGGAUACCCAGGAGAAGACAACAAAGUCCUAGGACCUCCCGGGCCUCGAGGUGAACCAGGGCCAAUGGGGGAACAAGGAGAGAGAGGAGAGCAUGGUGAAGAAGGCUAUAAGGGCCAUGUGGGUGUGCCGGGACUCAGAGGUGCCACUGGACAACAAGGGUCCCCAGGUGAACCGGGCGACCAGGGUGGACAAGGCCUGAAAGGAGAGAGAGGACCUGAGGGUCCUAAGGGGAAAAAAGGAGCUCCUGGUCCUUCUGGGAAACCUGGCAUUCCCGGACUUCCAGGCCUUCCCGGGCCAAAAGGCUUGCAAGGAUACCAUGGAGUAGACGGCAUGUCAGGAACCCCUGGGAAACCUGGGCUCCUGGGAAAACAAGGACUUCCUGGUGUCACAGGCAGCCCAGGAAGAACAGGACUGGCUGGAUCCCCAGGUCCUCGAGGAGGAAAGGGCUCAUCAGGCCCACCAGGAAGCCCUGGUGUUCCGGGCCCAAAGGGUGAACAAGGGCUAACUGGUCAACCUGGAGUUCCAGGUAAAAGAGGUCAACGAGGAGCACAAGGUGACCAAGGAUUACAUGGAGAGACUGGUCUGAAAGGGCAGCCUGGAGAACAUGGUGAUCAAGGUUUGACAGGUUUCCAAGGAUUCCCAGGCCCCAGAGGUCCAGAGGGGGAUGCUGGUAUUGUUGGAAUUGUAGGCCCUAAAGGUCCCAUUGGUCAGAGAGGAAACACUGGCCCUCUCGGCAGAGAAGGCAUAACAGGCCCAACAGGUGGAACUGGACCCAGAGGUGAAAAAGGCUUUAGAGGUGAAACUGGUCCCCAAGGACCAAGGGGUCAACCAGGACCUCCUGGUCCACCUGGAGCACCUGGUCCAAGAAGACUAAUGGAUAUCAAUGCUGCUAUUCAGUCCCUGAUUGCAUCAAAUUCUGCCCUGCAGAUGGAGAGUUACCAGAAUACUGAAGUGACUUUAAUCAACCCCAGUGCAGAAAUAUUCAAAACCCUGACCUACCUUAGCAGUUUACUGAGCAGCAUCAAGAAUCCUCUGGGCACAAGAGAUAACCCAGCACGGAUCUGCAAGGAUUUGCUCAGCUGUGAGUACAAGGUUUCAGAUGGAAAAUACUGGAUUGAUCCAAAUCUUGGGUGCUCUUCAGAUGCCUUUGAGGUUUUCUGCAAUUUUAGUGCUGGUGGCCAAACAUGUUUAUCUCCUGUUUCUGUGACAAAGUUGGAGUUUGGAGUUGGCAAAGUGCAGAUGAACUUUCUUCAUUUGCUGAGCUCGGAAGCCACCCACAUUAUCACCGUUCACUGCCUAAGCACCCCAAGGUGGACUAGCACACAGGCAGAUGGCCCAGGAUUGCCGAUUAGUUUCAAAGGAUGGAAUGGUCAGAUUUUUGGAGAAAACACUCUACUUGAACCUAAAGUCCUCUCAGAUGACUGCAAGAUUCAGGAUGGCAGCUGGCACAAGGCAAAAUUCCUUUUUCACACCCAGAAUCCUAAUCAGCUUCCUGUGAUUGAAGUCCAAAACCUUCCUCAUCUCAGAACUGAGCGGAAGCACUACGUUGAAAGCAGCUCUGUGUGCUUUCUCUAAAACCUCUGGGUUAGUGCCGAAGCUGUGCCUUGAGUCAGGUGUCAGACUUGUGGGACAGAAGAAGCCAAGUACCGAUGUCCACGCUGCCUUCGAUAUUCCUGCAGUUUGCCCUGUGUAAAGAAGCACAAAGCAGAACUG